Messenger RNA from Psylliodes chrysocephalus, 1883 nucleotides. Lineage: Eukaryota; Metazoa; Arthropoda; Insecta; Coleoptera; Chrysomelidae. The record is from the annotation of a GenBank genome assembly.
AGUUUGUUUGUUGGUGUUCUAUGAGAUAUGUGAAACUGACACUGACAUUCAAAUAACCUCACUUUUCACCACCCAAAAACUAAAUAAAGGUGAAAAUCAUUAUACAUGAAUUUCAAAUGCUAAUAUGAAAUGUUUAAUAGUUUCGUUGGGUAUUCUAUUUAUUUGCCACCUAGUUCAUUCCUAUGAAGGUACUAUUACCGAAGAACUUUUAAUUAAACCCCUCUAUAGCGAACAAGUAUACACACAUUUUCAAUUUUCCACUAAAUGGGAUAUAGAUCCAGAUAAAGAAACUUUCCGUCAUAGCCCUUUAUUUCCAAGACCUCUGGGUGAAAUAGUCCAAAGAUUUGAUAUUCAAGAAUUGCAUGUGACUUUAACCAGUGGUUUGUGGAGAUAUGAAAAAUGGGGCUAUCCUGUCAAAGAUGCAGCUACAGGUGUAGAAGUUUUGGCUUGGUUUAAACCAGGUUCAGAUGUAGACAAAAAUUGGAAAUUACUAGCUAAUUCUCUCUCAGGAUUGCUUUGUGCUUCACUGAACUUUAUUGACAAUACAAACACUAUUAAGCCAGAAUUUUCAUUCCGGCCAAGGGGCAUUCUAGAAUCAAAUUUGUUAAACAAUUCAUAUGUCAGAUAUGCCAAUCUACCACAUGAAAUAGUAUGCACAGAGAAUUUAACGCCAUGGAAAAAACUGUUGCCUUGUGAUUCAAGAACAGGGCUGGCAUCAUUAUUAAACUCGGGCCAUAUCCAUAAUACUCGUUAUCACUCAAUAGGUUUGCAUUUAAGACCCGUUUGUAGGGAUAAGUCUUGUGAAUCAAUGUCAUUAGAGUUGCAGCAAACUGUUUCGUUAGUCUAUGACUACCUUAUUCUCGGUACAAAAAAUUGGUCAUUAAGGAAACUUUUUGGACAAGGUAUUAAUCGAAAAUGUGUAUUAGUGAGUAAGAGUGAUGUUUAUGUUGACACAACAAAUCAAGAUAUCGAACUGGAACCUCCACCAGAUGAAACUGUUACAUCGGUGCGAGGAGGACAAGUAACUACACUUCAAAAAUACAUAGUUUCAAAUCAGUUUUUAAAUAUUUAUGCCAAGUUCCAAAAUGCUGAUCUGGUAUCUUUAAAUUUACCACCUCCUCUACAUGCUAAUCAGUAUUUGUCGGGUUAUGGGCAAGAACGAGGUGGAAUUGUUACAAAAAUUUAUAACAAUCAUUGGAAGCAAAUUGACGUUGUUUUGAUGCAAAAUAUACCCUGGUUUAUUCCGAUUUAUUUACAUACAUUAAAAGUGACAGCUGACGGACGAGAUAUAAAACCAAUUCAAUUACGUUACAUUCCAGCCAGACAGAGAGAAAGACCAACUUACCUAGAAGUUCUUUUAACUGUACCUGCUAGAACAGCUACUUCAGUAGUCAUAGACUUUGAUUAUGUUUUUUUAAAGUGGCAGGAAUACCCCCCUGAUGCUAAUUUCGGGUUCCACAUUGGAUCUGCAGUAAUAUCUUCUUAUCUACCGGUAGCAAGGAAUUAUACCGCUGUUCCAUGGGAUGGAUCAUUAAUUUCAGACAGCUUCAAUGCAUCUCGUAGUGGUUACUUAGUAGAAGUAAGAACUGAAAAUCUGAUAAUAACAUUACCGACUCCUGAUUUUAGUAUGCCAUAUAAUGUGAUAUGUUUAGCUUGUACAGUAGUUGCUUUAGCUUUUGGACCGUUGCACAACAUUACAACUAGAAAACUUAUUUUGAAAUCGAAGAGGAAGGUUUUAUUGAUAGAAAGAAUCAAAAAAUUUUUGUUUUCAUUGAAGAAGACAAAAACAGAGUGAGUGUGUAUGUGUGGGUGUAUUAUUGUAUUCUUUUUUAUUUGUUCUGCAAUAAAAGACUGAAAAUUCAAUAAAAAAAUACAAAAUUAAA